GGUCCUUACCAGAGAGUGAAAUAGAAGAGGGAGAGAAAAGAGGUUACAGGAUAGAAAGACAAGACAGUCCCUGCUGCAUUUUAUCUCUGCUGCACCGUUUAGCAUCAGUUUUUACAGAUAAGACAUUGCAAGGAUGGCUGGUCAAAAGCGAACCUGUGGGCAGAUAAUGGGGGAGUUUGGUGAAUUCAUGUGGAACUCAAGAACACGAGAAUUUAUGGGCAGAACCGGCAGCAGUUGGGCACUUAUCCUGCUCUUCUACCUGGUGUUUUAUGCCUUCCUCACUGCACUUUUCUCACUCACCAUGUGGGUGAUGUUGCAGACUAUUGAUGAAUAUAACCCAAAAUACUCAGAUCGCUUGGCUAAUCCAGGGCUAAUGAUUCGACCAAAGCUGGAUGCCCUCGAGAUUGUCUAUAAUUUAAGUAAAAAGGGAGACAAUUAUGAAUGGACAAAAUAUGUCAAUAACCUGAAUACUGUACUAAACGACUAUAACACUUCAGUGCAGGAGCAGCGCGGCUCAGUGUGUGUCAGCGGGGUGUUCAACAGACAGGAUGAUACAGGGGAUGUGAGGAAUUACCCUAAGAAAGCUUGCCAGUUUUUAAGGAGCACACUGCAAGAUUGUUCUGGGGAAAAUGAUACUACUUAUGGAUACCAAAGUGGGCAACCUUGUAUACUAAUCAAGAUGAACAGGGUUAUACAUUUUUUCCCAGAGAUUGUAAAGGAUCUGUCUAAUACUUCCAUCACAAUUAACUGUACAGGGAAGAAUGAAGAACAGGAUAGACUUUUGGGAGACCGGAUCUAUUUCCCCUCUAAUAAUGGAUCAUCUUUGGGAACCAUUGACCUGAUGUAUUACCCAUAUUACGGAAAUAAAGCACAGAAGAAUUACACCCAACCCUUAGUGGCUGUGAAGUUCCUGAAUUUAACACGUAAGAUGGAUCAUAAUGUUGAGUGUCGUGUCAAUGCAGUCAACAUCAACAACAAAGAUGAGAGGGACAAAUUUGCUGGGCGUGUCAUGUUCAGAUUACGCGUUGACAACUGAAAGUUUUGGACACUGGGACAUACAAAUAUAUCUUGUCAUACAAAGAGAGACAUUUAUACCAGGAGGUAUAGAGAGAUGCCAACACGGUGAUGAACAACAAACCAUGGCAGCCAUGUUCAGACUAUUGUAGCCUUUCCCUAUGCUGACACACAAAGACUUCUCCCAAACACCAUUACACAUACAUUGUUGUAUAAAUCAUAUUACACACGAAAAGAGUCAAUUUGAUGAACAAACACAAUAAUGAUUGCACUAUUGAUCAAGGAGAAAGCAACGUGUUUGCAAUUGGUGAUAUGUUUAGCCUUCAAAACAACAGUUCUGUAAAACUAUAGUGUAGAAAGAAUGUUUAAACUCUAUUUUGUGGCAUCUAACUUUGGGGGACUAUAAAUCAGAAACAAAGCUAUACUUGGCAGUGGGUAGAUUUAGUGGAAUAUAAGAAAACUAGUAUAUGUUGCUCUUGAACAAAUAUACAACAAUCAGUAUUAAAGUUAGGAAAAGAUUUAUAGCAAUAAGCAAAAACAAGAAUAACAUUGAAGGGGAAUUUGAGAUUGCGAUAUUGUGGUUUAAGUACAUUAUACUGAUAUGAAUGAUAAGCAUGGAAGAGAUUAACGGUAUUAGCUAUAAAUAUGUGCGUAAAUAACCUAUUGGCUAAAUAGGGCAAUGAUUUCAGUAUUAUAGUUACUUUUAAAAAUGUUAAAUACUCGGAUAUAAUACUCAAAAAAUAGAAGAAAUUGAUGCCAUGAAUCUGAAAUUAACAACUGAAUUCUACAAACAAAGCAAAAGAUUCUAUUUGUAGAUUAAUUCUAUAAUAUGAUUAUACACUGGAAUAUAAUGUACCCCAUUGUUCUCAAUUAGUGUACUUAAUUUAUUGUUUGGUAAUCUAUAAAGCCAUGAAGCUAAAUUCACACCUCAGCAUCAGUGUUGUCACAAAUAUACAGUUCAGAGAGCAUAUACGAUACAACACUAACAAAAUAGUGUCUAAAAAUAAGUAUAUAGUCCCACAUACAUGAAGUCCAAAGCACGUGAAUUUUUCUAACAUUUUGUCUAUCCACUAAACUCACCAUUGCAAACUGUAAUCAUUUUUCAUGCAGCGCCCAUGGCUACACACGCAAAAAAAAAAAAAAAAAGGCCAGCAUCACAGACAUUUCUCCUUUUCCUGUGACUCAGAGUUUGUGCACUUGUUAAUUGCUUUUUCUUUCCCUUAUUGACUGGGCAAAAUAUUAUUGCCCAAAAACUGCCAUGUUUAUCUGAGGACAGCCAUAAACCAAUCUCUUGCUGCUGCAAAAUAACUGGACAAAGCACAGAAAUGAGACACCGGAUUAUACCGUUUAUGUUUUCAUCCCCCUAAAAGCCUUGUACAUUGUUAUAUACAUCCUCUGCUCUUACGUUCCUGCAGACCAUUCUAAAACACAUCCAUUCCUGUUGAACCCUCAAAAAUGGAGCUGUACAUAAACCAUUAGAGCAUCCUUAAUAUAUAGGAUUUGUAUUUGUAUAUAUAGACAGUAAUUCUUAUUUCUGAAAAUCAUUCCAUCUCUGAAUGUAUUCACUUUGAAACUUGAUUUGUAAAAAAACAAUAUAAAAAUAUAAAAAACAUUAAAACAUACAUUAAAAUAUGUCAAUGUGAA
Molecule: messenger RNA, 2658 nt
Organism: Bombina bombina (fire-bellied toad)
Lineage: Eukaryota; Metazoa; Chordata; Amphibia; Anura; Bombinatoridae
Gene: ATP1B2
Product: ATPase Na+/K+ transporting subunit beta 2
Exons: 7
Coding region: 134-1036 (300 amino acids)
Biological process (GO): intracellular sodium ion homeostasis; sodium ion export across plasma membrane; intracellular potassium ion homeostasis
Cellular component (GO): sodium:potassium-exchanging ATPase complex
Molecular function (GO): ATPase activator activity
Source: RefSeq, a predicted model, not a curated record